Messenger RNA from Eremomyces bilateralis CBS 781.70, 3322 nucleotides. Its product is annotated as TPR-like protein. The transcript has 4 exons. The coding region runs from base 372 to 2846 and encodes 824 amino acids. The record is from RefSeq and is a predicted model, not a curated record. Lineage: Eukaryota; Fungi; Ascomycota; Dothideomycetes; Eremomycetales; Eremomycetaceae. Gene Ontology annotation, molecular function: protein binding. Gene Ontology annotation, biological process: cell division.
CAACCACCACGAAACGGCAACCGUCCCUCAGUCGUGCCUUCCCCGCCCCGAUCCUGGAAGAACCUCCAUCUGACUCUCUUGAAUACUUCCAUCCUCUUUGGACGAUGCAUCUUUAUCUUCAACUUCGUUUCUGACUUCAUCUCCAACCUUGCUUCUAGCGCUUUCUGAAGUCAUUGUUGUCCCCUCACCGUUGCCUUCUCCAUACCCUCCCCAGGAACUCACGAUUGAUAUGAUCCCGAUCUUUACCAUCCGAGUCGAAAUCUUCCAUAUGUCUUGAUGCGCUUCUUCCUCGCAUAUUCUGUCCGAGCUCGGCUCGAUCCCAUCUGCUCAUAAUACCGAUCGAGGAGACGCCGUCUCUCCCGGACAACACCAUGCCUGGGACAACAUUGCCUUCACCGAACGCCUACACUGCCCCUCAGUUGCGCCAGCUGAUAUACUACCAACUCGAUAAUGACAUGCUACAGAACGCCUUAUUCUUUGCCGGUCGACUGCAUGCUCUGGACACGAAGGACUCAAAAGGUGACUCCGCCCACCUGCUGGCCCUGUGUCACUUGAGGUUAGGGGAGGUGAAGGCGGCUUAUGAAACCAGUCGGGAUAGAGUAUUCUCGGGUCGGCUGCCGCAUUUGGGGUGCGCCUACGUGUUUGCUAAGGCGUGUUUUGCGCUGGAGAGGUAUUCGGAGGGUCUAAACGCGCUGGAGCGAUCAAGAGCCCAGUGGAGUGGGAGGAAUCACUGGAACAAACAUUCCGAUACUCUUCGGAGGCAUUUACCAGAUGCUGCGGCCGUGCUGUGUCUGCUCGGAAAGCUAAGUCGAGCGAACGACGAGACCGACAAAGCGAUUGAGUACUAUGUGGAGGCUUUGAAGCUGAAUGCAUUUAUGUGGGAUGCGUUCACGGACUUGUGCGACUGUGGCGCUGAGUUGAGGCCCGAAAAUGUCUUCAAGGUAUCGAUGGAAUUGAAUAACUCGAACCCAAACCUUGCGAAUGGGACCACCAACCCACAGCCUCCGAAUCUACCCCUCCAAGCGCAAUCUAACAAUUCGCAAUCCUCGGUCUUCAACUCCUUCAACGACCCCUUCAAUCCGACCAUCCGUACUGCUGGGGAUCCCGGGUUAAAUCAUGGCGGACCAAACCUAUUCUCAAGGCUCAACGGCAGCAUCCCCGUCAUGGCGAGCCACAAAGAGGUCAACGAAUGGGAUACGCCUCCGGCUAAUGGAAGUUUUCAGGACGAGGAUGUCGUGAUGGCCGAUGACACUUCGUCAGUACACGAAAUCGAACCCCCACAAGCUCCCCUCAAGAAGCCUUCGAGGUUCCAGACACUCAUAUCGGAAGCCACGCUAGACCCGCCGAAAAUCCGGACGGCGAAUGGUCGACUGAAAGUGAAGAGUACCACCUCCGAAAGCACGGAUAGCUCCGAGUCAUCGAGAAUCGCCGUGCCUACAGCCCAUAAGCGGACGAAUUCCGGUCAUAUCCCUCCACCUAUGAACACCACGGAACAGCCACGACGAAGCAACCGAUUACGGGACAUCGUGCCGCGCGACACAAUUUCAGGGCCAUCUAGAAGCAAGACGACCACGGUGCGAGACGUUCAAGUCAAAGAGCAGCGCGAAUUACGAAAGAUGAAGGCCAUAUCCGGUCUCGGUACAAGAGGUCGAUCGACAUCGACGGUGGGACGGGUCGUCAGUGGGAACCGGAAGCCGAUGGAAGUCAGCACGGGAGAGGUAAAAGAGCCGCGAAUCGUUGGACAUCCGAGCACAGCGACUGUCCCAACGAAUCGAAAAGCCGGCCCUCCACAGCCUGAUCCGGCGAAAGAGCAAGAGCAAGCCGUCCAGUGGAUUUCGCAAUUACUGCUGCGACUUGGAUCAGGAUACUACAACCUCUCUCGUUACCAGAACCAAGCGGCGCUUGAGAUAUUUAAUUCCCUUCCUGCUUCUCAACGGGAGACUGGCUGGGUACUGGCACAGAUCGGCAAAGCUCAUUACGAACGAACGUCGUACCCGGAAGCUGCAGAUGCGUUCUCUCGAAUGAGAAAAAUCGCACCCUCCCGGAUGGAAGACCUGGAAAUCUAUUCCACCGUCCUCUGGCACCAGAAGAACGAGAUCGAACUCGCCUACCUUUCCCACGAGCUGAUCGACGCCGACCGUCUCUCCCCCCAAGCGUGGUGCGCCAUUGGCAACUCCUUCUCCCUCCAACGCGAGCACGACCAGGCCGUCAAAUGCUUCAAGCGUGCCACGCAGCUCGACCCCAAAUUCGCCUACGCCUACACCCUCCAAGGCCACGAGCACGUCGAGAAUGAAGAGUUCGACAAAGCCCAGCACGCCUACCGGUGCGCCAUCUCCGCCGAUCACCGCCACUACCACGGUUGGUACGGCCUCGGCCGCGUGUACGAGCGCUUAGGCAAAUUCGACGUCGCCGAGAAACACUAUCGCUCCGCCGCGCAGAUCAACCCGACCAACGCGGUCCUCGCCGUCCGCAUCGGCACCGUCCUGCAGAAGAUGAAGAAGAUCCACGCCGCGCUCACGCAGUAUUCGCACGCCUGCGAUCUGGACCCGCGGCCGAGCCUGUCGCGGUUCGCACGGCUGAACCGGGCGCGGGCACUGCUGACGUUGGGGCGGCCGCAGGAUGCGCUGGGGGAGUUGACGGUGUUAAAGGACAUCGCGCCGGAUGUGGCGAAUGUGCAUUUCUUGCUGGGGCGGACGUAUAAGAUGUUACGGGAGCGGUCGCUGGCGGUGAAGUAUUUCACGAACGCGUUGAAUUUGGAUCCGAAGGCUGCUGCAUAUAUUAAAGAGGCCAUGGAGACGAUCGACGAUGACGACGAUUUCUACGACGACGACGAAGACGGAGCAUAAGGUCAUUGCGACCCUGUUUUCCACAUUCCGCGUCUUUUAUGACCACGUCCAGCAUGCACACCUCGAUCACGACGCUCAUUUCGAGCUUGAUACACCCACCUAAUGGACCUGAACGAAGUUUGACGGUCCCACAAGAACCAAAAUACACGAGACGAACCUCCACGUCUGCAUUGCAUGCAUUCAUAUUAGCGACACAGCAUCCCUAUUUCUUCUGCGUUGGAUACCCCCUUCCUCCAUCCACGCAUCGCGCAUCGACAAAACGGCGUUCGGUCGGCGACGGCCGGCAUGGAGUUAUGGUUAUUUGGAUUUUUAUCACGGCAUGCGUUUGGGAUCGUUCAGCGGGCGUGGGUAACUUUCUCUCGCAUGGAUGAGCAUUGUAUGAUUAAGUCGUUAGCGUACAUACCAGUAGUCGCUUUGCGCUAUGGACCGGCCUUCGUGCGGUCGGGUGGGUAUCUAUGGAAUUAUUCGUACUUCAC